Molecule: messenger RNA, 1585 nt
Organism: Gasterosteus aculeatus aculeatus (three-spined stickleback)
Lineage: Eukaryota; Metazoa; Chordata; Actinopteri; Perciformes; Gasterosteidae
Gene: cbx2
Product: chromobox homolog 2 (Drosophila Pc class)
Biological process (GO): negative regulation of transcription by RNA polymerase II
Cellular component (GO): PRC1 complex; heterochromatin
Source: RefSeq, a predicted model, not a curated record
GCGCGUGACUGCGGGAGGUGCACGCGCCUCCUCCCGCCGGAUAAAGGAGAGCAGGUCGGGCAGGAGGCAGACAUGGAGGAGCUGAGUGCCGUCGGAGAGCAGGUCUUUGAUGCGGAAUGCAUCCUGAACAAGCGGCUGAAGAAGGGAAAGUUGGAGUUUCUGGUGAAGUGGAGAGGCUGGUCGUCCAAACACAACAGCUGGGAGCCCCAAGAGAACAUCCUGGACCCCCGUCUGCUGGCUGCCUUCAACAGGAAAGAGCAAGAGAAGGAGCUUCUGAUACUUAAGAAGGGGAAGCGGCCGAGAGGACGGCCGCGGAAAAUUCUAGAAAACGUUCCCGACGCCCAGAGAUCAAGCAGCUCAUCAUCUGGCUCCUCAUGGUCCUCAGACUCCUCCUCCUCAUGCUCCUCAGACUCCUCCUCAUUGGAUGAUGCCGAGGACGACGAACGCAUGGCUCUGGAGCCACCGGGGGUCCGGACCCGAGACCUCCACCCUCCCCAGAAGAAGGCGCAGAUUCUUGUGGCCAAACCAGAGCUCGCCAAAAAGUGGAUCAGCCAGCCUCUGUCUCUCGAUGCCAGAGAGCUCCAGCAGGGGAGGUGACUCUGCAAGGGGCCCAGAGACGGCGAGCUUCCCGGCGCCAUCAAGAAGCCCGUUAACCCGGCGGGCUUCACCUUCAUGGGGUUCCACCGGGGCAUCCCACGGGACGCGGCGGCCGGUCCGACCAGGGGCUCUCCGGGUCCGGGGGGGUCCGUUAAACACUGUGUGCGGUCGGUGCAGCCCGCCCCCCUUUCCCUGAGCAGGCCCGUCCCGAGCAGGAGCCUCGGCGAGGGCAAGCUGCCCGUCUCCGGCGGGACGGACACGGAUCCGAAAGCGUCCGCAGGGAAAUCGAAAGGGGUGGCCGCGUUGAAUUUAAAUACCCCCAAACACCCCGCUCAAGGAACCGCCUAUCACUCGCCGAGCCCCCCCACGGGACAUAAAAAGCCCCCGCCCCCCGGGGGUAAAGUGGCGGCCGCUUUGCCGCCGAACAACGCGCCUGCCGGUCAAUGCCCCGGCCCUCCGCCGCUGAACCUCCAGGGCAGACGGGCGCAGAGCGGGGGCGUGGCCGGGGGCCCGAGGUCUGCCGCCCACCCGGCGAGGCAAACCCCCGUCUUGCAGAACCAGGAGUACAAUCCCGCCAAAGGCCCGGCGGCGCCCGGCAGGCUUCAGACCAGGAAGAGCCAGCCGGGGGCCGACAAGGUCAAAGAGGCCACCGGGACCCCGACCCCCCGGGUCCAAGCCCGGCUGGAGCCCAGCGGCGCGCUGACGGAGGUCCCGACCCCGCUGGAGAGGUCGGAGGGCAAGAAGGCCAAGAUGAACGACAUGAGCACGGGCGAGGACGAGAGCUGCUCCGACUCUGACCAGGACCCCCCCUACGUGGUCGGGGGGGUUCGUGCCGUCGCCUCCCAGAACCUGAACCAGGACUGGAAGCCCACGCGGAGCCUCAUAGAACACGUGUUCGUCACGGACGUCACCGCCAACCUGGUCACGGUCACGGUGAAGGAGUCGCCGACCAGCGUGGGCUUCUUCAUGCGCCACUACUGAUGGGGGG